AUGAUAGGUGGAGAUAAUGUAAUAACUUCAGAAGAAGAGAAAUAUAGGGGUUUACCAGUAAGACUCAAUGAGGUUCAAGACUUUCUAUCUUGUAUCCAAAACUGUGGAAUAACAGAUUUGGGUUUUAAGGGAAGUAAGUAUACAUGGUGGAAUGGGCAAAAUGGUAAAGACUGUAUAUUUAAAAGACUGGACAGAUGUUUUGGAAACCAAUUUUUGCGAAGUCUAUAUCCAGGAAUUGAAGUGAAUUAUUUGAUUAGGACUGGAUCUGGUCAUUCCCCUCUUUUGGUUUCUUAUACUGGAACCACAAAUCCAAUUAAGAAACCUUUCAAGUUCCUUAACUUUUGGACUAAGAAUGAUUCUUUUUUGGAUACAGUUAGGGUCCAAUGGGAGACUGAUUUCAUGGCAAAUCCUUUUACACUUUUUCAUCACAAAAUGAAAAAGGUUAAGGGAAGAAGGAAGAGGUUACAAAUUAAGAGAAUUCAAGAUCAGAAGGGCAAUUGGAUUGAGGAUAAUGAUGGAAUUGCAGAUGAAGCUAUUAAUUUCUUCGAGAAGCAGUUUACCAAAGAAGAUGAUCCUGGGAGAAGCAUAGUGGAGAAUAUACUGCUUACACAAGAAAUUGUUUCUAACAUUAGGCUGAGAACAAAAACAGCUAAUGUAGUUUUAAAGCUGGACAUGGCAAAGGCAUAUGAUAGAGUUGCCGGGUUGUUUUUGACAAAAGUAUUGAGACAGAUGGGUUUUUGA
Molecule: messenger RNA, 741 nt
Organism: Lycium ferocissimum
Lineage: Eukaryota; Viridiplantae; Streptophyta; Magnoliopsida; Solanales; Solanaceae
Exons: 3
Coding region: 1-741 (246 amino acids)
Source: RefSeq, a predicted model, not a curated record